GCCUGAAGUAAAUACAGAAACAGAGGAGAGAGGGACUGGAGCUGUAGAGCGCAUACCACCCACCAAUUGAUUGAUUGAUUGAUUGAUUGAUUGAUUGAUCGACCGACCGAUGGACUGACGUAGAGGGAAAAAAAACAACAACAACAACAACUCACAAAACCAACAAACAUAAACGUGUCGUUUAGUUUAAUUGAAACGGUUGCUAUUUGCUGAUUCCAGUGUGCGUGUUACUGUUUUGUGGGCGUCCUUGUUUCGUUCAGUCCCAGAGGCAUUGCGAUGCCGUCUGAUUUCAUCUCUCUGCUCAGCGCUGAUCUCGACAUUAAUUCUCCUAAAUCUCUCUAUUCCAAAGAGUCAGUCUAUGACCUUCUCCCAAAGGAGCUGCAGCUGCCAUCCUCAAAUGAGUGCAACCCAGUAACAAUGAGCCAGAAGAGUGGUGGAGAGGCUAGCCCGCCUCCCUUGGCUCCCCUUGCUGCAGAUGCCACUUCCACCUCUUCUGUCUCCAUGGGUGGUCCUCGCAGUUCUUUUACCGCAUCUUCUAGCCCCACCAUGCGCUCCUCUACCUCAGUCACUGAUCACGCAGCUCUUCAAGUUGACAGCUGCACUCCGAGCGAGGGGGUAAGUAGCCAAGGGAUGACUGAGGUCCUCUGUGUAGAGACACUGACUGGUGGUGGUUGUAGUGGUGGUGGUGGCGGCAGUGGCGGAGGAGCCCAGCAGCACCAGACGACUCCCUCCAAGAGACGGACAAUCCUGAAUAUCUCCCCGCCCCCUGAGGAUCUGCUGGACACCAGCCGGAUGUCAUGCCAAGAUGAUAGUUGUCCUGACUCAGAACUGAGCAACAGUAUUUGGAUGGAAGACUCUGCCUCCAACUUCAGCAUUAUGAGCUCCAGCUCCUACAACGACAACACAGAGGUUCCGCGCAAGUCCCGGAAGCGUACGCCACGGCAGCGGCCCGGCCCGAAGCCCAUUACAGUGGACGGGGCCAGCCUGGAUGUGUUUGAUGCAGACAGCGCAAAGGGACCUCACUUUGUUCUCUCACAGCUGGGAUCUGACAGCAAGACUUGCUCCAAGGGAGGCCCUGUAGAGGGGUCACAGUCGUUGGCACAGAAGGCUGUCACCUUGUCUGGCCAGUAUCCCAGUAAAAGUGAGGGGAAAGAGCUGAAAAUUGUAGUACAGCCAGAGACACAGCACAGGGCGAGAUACCUCACUGAGGGCAGUCGGGGCUCUGUCAAGGACCGAACACAGCAAGGCUUUCCUACAGUUAAACUGGAAGGUAUAAGUGAGACUGUGGUGCUGCAGAUUUUUGUGGGUAGCGACUCUGGCCGUGUAAAGCCCCAUGGCUUUUACCAGGCUUGCAGAGUGACGGGCCGCAAUACAACACCUUGUAAGGAGAUAGACAUUGAGGGCACAACAGUCAUUGAGGUGUGCCUGGAGCCUGCCAACAACAUGACUUUGGCUGUGGAUUGCGUGGGGAUUUUGAAGCUACGGAAUGCUGACGUUGAGGCUCGGAUUGGAGUUGCUGGUUCCAAGAAGAAAAGCACACGAGCCAGACUGGUUUUUAGAGUCAGUAUCAGUCGCCCUGACGGGUCAAUACUAACAUUGCAGACUCCGUCGUCUCCUAUUCUGUGCACUCAGCCUGCUGGUGCGCCUGAAAUCCUGAAGAAAAGUCUUCACAGCUGCUCAGUGAUGGGGGGAGAAGAGGUGUUUUUAAUCGGAAAGAACUUUCUUAAGGGAACAAAAGUCAUUUUCCAAGAAAAUGUGUCAGAUGACAAUUCUUGGAAAGGGGAAGCAGAAAUUGAUAUGGAGCUGUUUCAUCAGAAUCAUUUAAUUGUUAAAGUUCCUCCAUACCAUAAUCCGAAAAUAAGCUCACCAGUUUGUGUUGGGAUAUAUGUAGUAACAAAUGCCGGGAGAUCGCACGAAGUACAGCCUUUCACAUACACUCCAGAACCAGCUAACACUGUGGAGGUCAAUGUGAAGAAAGAGGUGCCAUCCCAUGCCCAGUCCUGCUCCUUCGAAGAAUCAGCUAAAGCAGGUAUGAAAACCCCAAGCUGUACACUGGACAAGGUCAGCCUGCUCCCCAGUGCCUUGAUGACUCCACUGCUGCCCCUGGUCAAAAAUGAAGAGGUUACCCCCAUGGAGGUGUCAUCCAAUCAGACUGCACCUAACGUCUUCAAGACUUCUGACGUUAUUGGAUCAGCACAGCAAACCUUGGACAUGAGUUUGAACAUGUCCUUGAGCAGCAUCCCUUUCUCCAACUCUGUGCCUCACCAGUUGGUGGAGCCAGAGCAGCACCAGGUUCAGUCCACAAGCUUUUCCAGCGCUGAGCCUCUGAGCACUAUCCAGAAACAAGACAUUGCACCAACUAGCCCCCUGCUCCAGCAGGUCACCCAGCAAUAUCAGAGACCCGAUCUCCUGCUGGAUCACAGAGAUGCUCUGUCCCAGGAGAGAUUGCCGAAUGGAGAAAGAGUGAUGGAAAUGCAGCAGCUUGGCAAGACACCUCAGCAAUCCAUAGACCAACAAACCAUGCAGCAGCAACAGCAACAACACACCAUGCAGCAGCAGCAACAGCAACAACACACCAUGCAGCAGCAACAGCAGCAACAACACACCAUGCAGCAGCAACAGCAGCAACAACACACCAUGCAGCAGCAACAGCAACACACCAUGCAACAGCAACAACACACCAUGCAGCAGCAGCAGCAGCAACAACAACACACCAUGCAGCAGCAAUCUAUACAUCAGCAACAACACACCAUGCAGCAGCAACAACAAACCUUGCAGCAGCAGCAAUCUAUACAUCAGCAACAACAACAAACCAUGCAGCAGCAAUCCCUGCAACAACUUUCAUCUAACCUCUUUCCAGCAGAUGGAGUGGAGCAGCUGGAAAGAGCUGUGCGUCAGCUUCAGGCUGGUUUUUCUAGGGGUAGUGAAGCCAGUCUUGUACAGCAGGUCCUGGAGGUGGCUGUCCAGCAGCAGCAGCAGCAACAGCAGCUGAAUUCUGUUCUCUUCAGUCCCAGCUCCGGACCAGGGAGCAUGCAACAACAAGCGCAAGAGAACAUGAACAACAUCUUCCAGCAGAUUAAUUCUUCUUCCAUGUUCCCAUCCCCAGACUCCACCAAGAAUCUGGAGAACACUGGGAUGCAGACUUCUGAGGGGACACUAGCUAGCCAACAACAGCAACAGGCUCUGGAAAACUUAAGCCUCCAGCAGCAGUUGCAGUCAGAUCUUUUUCCCUCCCAGGUCCAGGAAGCUAUGACUGGCCAGAUCCCCAUGCAGUGUGGGUUGUUCCAGGGAGGCUCAAGGAAUGAAAAUCCCCAGCAGCAGCUCUCUCCGCAGGGUUUGUUCCAGUCCCAAAGCACAGGGGCUCCUAGUGAAGAUGGUGGGUCUCGGCCCAAGCAGAUGCAGACCAGUGUAUUUCAGAACAUGGUGCAAACCCAGGGGCAGGUUGGGGCCCUCUUUCAGACAUCUGAGAGUAUGCUCCACAGUGGCUCCCAACAGCAAGGGUCAUUGUUCCAGCAAGCAGAGGAAAUGCUUUCCAUCCAGGUCUCCAGCUUUCUCCAGCAGCCUUCCUCACACCCUUCCUCUCCUCAGCUGUUCCAUUCCCAGAGCCCCAUGAACGAUGCCCAAGACCCUCCGACAACCUUGUUUCAAAAUCAGAAACACUCCCCCACUCAAGAGCAGGUUCAAGCUGCCAUGUUUCAGAGCUCUCUGACAGUGUUGACCAACUCCCCCCUACAGCCAGACCAGCAACAGCAUGGCUCUGGCCUCUUCCUGUCACAGAAUAAUGUGACCACACUGCAGUCUGGCCAGAUCGCCCAAGACAGCAAACAGCAACAGCAGCAGCUUUCUUUCUUGACCUCUCUCCAGAGUUCUGGCUCACCUGAGCAGCAGUCUGUAUCUGUUUUCCAGCCCGGAGAUAAGAGCUCCCACCUUCAAGAGAGCACCCCAAUGGAUCAGCAGCCACAGCAAGAUGCAGUGUACCAGACCAUGUCAUCUUCAGCAGAUGGCCUGUCUCCAAGCCAGCAGGGGGCAUUCUUUCAGUCCCAGCAAUCUAUGGUCUCCCCUCAGGAGCAGCAGCAACAGGCAGGGCUUCUUCUGUUCAGUGGACGGAAUCAGAUGCAGCAGUUAAACAGCAGUCUCCCUUCCCUGGAGCCUCAGAACCAGGCCAUGUUCUUGACCCAGUCCAACUUGAUGUCUGUCAGUCCACAGGAGCAGCCACAGCCGAUGUCUUUCCAAAACCAGAGCUCGGUGGCAGGAGGGACGCCACAGAAUGAGCAGCCUCAAGAGGCCCUCUUCCACGACCCGCAGCAAAUGCAGUUAGUGCAGGGAUCCAGCAGUGCCUCUGAGUCUCCAGUCACCAUCUUCAUGCCACAGGCCUCCCUGCCUGCCCUUCAGGGUAGCAUGAGCCAACAGAAGCUGCCCCAAGCAACCAUCUUCAGCACACAGACAGACUCUCCCUCCUCAGUUCAACCACAGGGUGCAUUGUUUCACACAACUGUGACCAGAACGAUGAACCAGCCUGGCCAACCUCAGCAGACAUCAGGUCUGUUCCUCUUUGGUAUUCAGAAUGCAGAUUGCAGUCAGUUAAUCACCUCAGGAGCUUCCACUUUGUCAGAUCAAUUAAUUGCCAUCAGUCAGUCAGGUCAGAAUCAACGUGAAAAAGAGGACAGCAUCCAGUCCUUGUUAACGCAGACGAUAUCAGAGCCAGGAACCGUCCCCAAUGCCAUGACUGCCUCUCAGAACAUGGAGAAGAUUGAUGACCUGCUGGUGAGCUUGCAGGACCAGAGCAACAUAACCCAUUCCUUCUAGAGCCUGAUGCAGGACCCAGGAGAAGCCCAGCUUGGAGACAGAUGGGAAGAUUAUUUGUUUUUACUCAGUGGUGUAAAGAAGCUGAAAGUGGGAUGUGCUUACCAAGAGGGUCCCCAUGAAAGAAACUUGGCUCUCAGAAGUGCAAUUUUCUUGCAUCCAUUUUUUAGAUAUGAUUUGAUAUUUCACUGUCUAUGGAUGGAGCUGUUUUUUUUUUUUUUUGGGGGGGGGGGGGGUAGGCAAACUUGUGACAGUGUACAAAAUAUCUAAACAGUUACCCACAGUUGUCAAGAUUAUUCCAGCGUAGCUUUGCUAUUCAGCUGUCGCUAUGGAGAAGGUAUAUCCUGUAGCUGAUCUCAAGUUUGUUAAACUUCUGAGAUAUCUCAACACACAGAAAUAAGUGUGCAUAGUGCAAAGUAUACAAAAGUUCUGUUUUUGUAAGGUAGUUCUGCUUUUGGGAGUGAAUCUACAUUAUUCAUAAGCUCUGCAGAAUUAUGCAGAUUUUCUUCAAUUCUGAUCGCUACAUUAGUUUUGUGUUUCAGCUGACUUAUUUUUCCUAACUACAAAUUAAUAAAUGUGCAGUAAAACUGUUUGUAUAGCAUUGCUUUAUUUCUUUCUUUCUUUUUAAAGAUUAAAACAGAAAACACUUUGUAAAAUACUUUUGACAUAAUAUCCUCAGCACUUUAUAAUGCUUUACUUUGUGACCAUGUAUCUAUCUA
This is a messenger RNA of Polyodon spathula (Mississippi paddlefish), 5522 nucleotides long. RefSeq names its product nuclear factor of activated T-cells 5-like. NCBI's taxonomy places the organism in Eukaryota, Metazoa, Chordata, Actinopteri, Acipenseriformes, Polyodontidae. The coding region runs from base 277 to 4806 and encodes 1509 amino acids. The record is from RefSeq and is a predicted model, not a curated record. Gene Ontology annotation, molecular function: DNA-binding transcription factor activity, RNA polymerase II-specific; RNA polymerase II cis-regulatory region sequence-specific DNA binding; transcription factor binding. Gene Ontology annotation, biological process: calcineurin-NFAT signaling cascade; cytokine production; regulation of transcription by RNA polymerase II. The transcript is spliced from 14 exons. Gene Ontology annotation, cellular component: transcription regulator complex.